GGCAACUGCCGCGAGCCCGCCGCUGGUUUCCGCGCCUUCGACGCCGAGUCUGAAAACUCACAUCUGAAGGGGUGGAAUCGCCAGCGCUGCGGCCAGUUGGAGCUGGGCGCGCUGGAGAUGGGCGAGUACACGUUCUACGUGAAUGUGGGCGGCGAGGUCGAGAGCAUGUUCAAGGGCCUGGCUUAUGCCAGCGGCGGGCCGUGG
Messenger RNA from Prorocentrum cordatum, 204 nucleotides. NCBI's taxonomy places the organism in Eukaryota, Dinophyceae, Prorocentrales, Prorocentraceae. The record is from the annotation of a GenBank genome assembly.